AAUUUUCAAGAUAAACUGUCCCACCUCCUUCAAUUCUAUCUCCCAACUCCACAGUCUUGUUCCUUCCUCUUCUUCAUUGUUCUUCUCUGCAACUAAAUUUGAUUAAUCAUGGCUCUUUGGAUCAAAGGGUCAAGAUCCAUAGCCAAUAAUCUCAUGAAGACGAGGAUUAUGGGUUUUUUUGGAGCUGUCAAUCAGAGUUGUUUUGGUGGUGACUCAUAUUCAUAUCUAUGCAGAAGCUCAGUCUCCUCCUUUUGUUUCAAUUCCUCCAGAACUGCAAACCAACUCGAUUCGCUUUAUGUUAGUGAUGAUGACAAUAACCAGGCUUUAGAUUUUCCUGGAGGCAAGGUUACAUUCAGCUCUCAAAUGCGGUUCAUUUCCGAAACUGGCGAAAACAGGGUACCCUGUUAUAGAGUUCUUGAUGACAAUGGAGAACCCAUAAUUGGCAGUAACUAUGAACAGCUUACAAAGGAAUUAGCAGUAAAGAUGUAUGGUAACAUGGUCACACUUCAAAUGAUGGACACUAUAUUUUAUGAAGCACAAAGACAGGGAAGGAUUUCUUUCUAUGUAACCUCACUCGGUGAAGAAGCAAUUAACAUUGCAUCGGCAGCUGCACUUACUCCUGAUGAUGUUGUCAUGCCUCAGUACCGAGAGCCUGGAGUUCUGCUAUGGCGAGGCUUCACGCUGCAAGAGUUUGCAAACCAGUGUUUUGGAAAUAAGGCUGAUUAUGGGAAAGGGAGGCAGAUGCCAAUCCAUUAUGGGUCUAACAAGCUCAACUACUUCACGGUGUCAUCGCCUAUUGCUACUCAACUUCCUCAAGCAGUUGGAGCUGCCUAUUCACUAAAAAUGGAUAAAAAGGAUGCAUGUGUAGUCACAUAUAUUGGGGACGGUGGUACGAGCGAGGGAGAUUUUCAUGCUGCUUUGAACUUUGCAGCUGUUAUGGAAGCCCCUGUAGUUUUCAUCUGCCGCAACAAUGGCUGGGCUAUCAGUACUCAUAUAUCGGAACAAUUCCGAAGUGAUGGCAUUGUUGUUAAAGGACAAGCAUACGGAAUUCGAAGCAUUCGUAUAGAUGGAAAUGAUGCACUUGCUGUCUAUUGUGCGAUUCACGCAGCUCGUGAAAUGGCUGUAAGUGAACAAAGACCAAUAUUAGUUGAGUGCCUAACAUAUAGAGUAGGACAUCACUCCACGUCCGAUGAUUCCACCAAAUAUCGACCAAUCGAAGAAAUCGAGUACUGGAAAUCAGCGCGUAACCCUGUAAAUAGAUAUAGAAAAUGGGUUGAGAGGAAUGGAUGGUGGAGCGACGAAGAAGAUCGCGAGCUCAGAAGCAACGUCAGGAAGGAGUUGUUGCAAGUGAUUCAACUCGCUGAGAAGACUGACAAACAUCCAGUUACAGAGUUAUUUGCUGAUGUGUAUGAUGCUCCACCAUUGAACCUUCAAGAACAAGAGAAACAACUCAGAGAGACCAUCACUAGACAUCCCAAAGACUACCCAUCUAGUGUUCCUGUAUAAAUAAUCUGGCUUAAAGAGUUGCAAGUAUAUGUACUUGCCCACAAAGUAUGACAUGUACAAUCUUGUCUUGUAUUGUAUAUAUGAUUGAAAUAACAAAUAUGAGCUCAAA
Tripterygium wilfordii is the source of this 1615-nucleotide messenger RNA. Its product is annotated as 2-oxoisovalerate dehydrogenase subunit alpha 1, mitochondrial-like. The record is from RefSeq and is a predicted model, not a curated record. Gene Ontology annotation, molecular function: oxidoreductase activity, acting on the aldehyde or oxo group of donors, disulfide as acceptor. NCBI's taxonomy places the organism in Eukaryota, Viridiplantae, Streptophyta, Magnoliopsida, Celastrales, Celastraceae. Bases 109 to 1506 code for a protein of 465 amino acids. Gene Ontology annotation, biological process: branched-chain amino acid catabolic process. The transcript has 9 exons.